GGGAUCUUUGGGGGGCAUUGGGACCCAUUGGGUCCUUGGGGCCCUUUGGAGGUACUAGGAUUGUUUGGGGCAUUGGGGCUUUUGGGGACAUUGAGGCCCUUUGGGACAUUGGGGCUCUUUGUGGACUUGGGGGUGCAUUGGUGUCUCUUGGGGCCCAUUGGGGGCAUUGGGACCUUUUGGAAGCAUUGGGGCCCCCAUUGGGGGCAUUAGGGCCCAUUGGAAGCAUUGGGACUCUUAGGGGCAUUGGGGCCAUUUGGGGGCAUUGGGGGCCUUUGGGGAAUUUGGAGGGCAUUGGUGGUCAUUGAGGCCCAUUGGAGGCAUUGGGGCUGUUUGGAAGCAUUAGGAGCCUUUGGGGAGGCUUUGAGACAUUGGGCCCCAUUGGGGGCAUUGGGGCCCUUUGGUGGGGCUUUUAGGGUCAUUGGGGCCUUUUGGAGGCAUUGGGGCCCUUUGGGGCCAUUGGAGCCAUUUGUAAGCAUUAGGGCCCACUGGGGGCAUUGAGACUCUUUGGGAGCACUGGGGGGCAUUGGUGCCCUUUGGGGACACUGGGGCCAUUUGUAAGCAUUCGGACCCUUUGGGGGCAUUGGGGUCCUUUGGGUUCCCUGGGGCUCAUUCCCAUUCUGGGUGCCAUUUCUCCUUGGUGGCCCCGUGGGCUCUUUGGCUCUGUGGUUUUGUGCCCUAUGGGGUGGGUUUCCCCCCUCUCACCCCUCCAUCCUGCAGGAUGUUCCGGACGCUGUGCAGUUAUUUCUGGUGGGAGCGGCUCUGGCUGCCUGCAAACCUCACCUGGGCUGAUUUGGAGGACCGUGAUGGGCGCGUUUACGCCAAAGCCUCCGACCUCUACAUCACCAUCCCCAUGGCCUUCCUCUUCCUCAGGGGAGUUGAUGGAAUCCCUGAGCCCCCCCUCCAACUCAUCCUUGGCUUUCAGAGCAUCCUGCCCUCCCAGUAUUGGUACUACAUGAUCGAACUCUCCUUCUAUUGGUCGCUGCUCUUCAGCAUCGCUUCUGAUGUCAAACGCAAGGAUUUCAAGGAGCAAAUCAUCCACCACGUGGCCACCAUCAUCCUCAUCAGCUUCUCCUGGUUUGCCAACUACGUCCGUGCUGGGACGCUCAUCAUGGCCCUGCACGACUCCUCUGAUUACCUACUGGAGUCAGCCAAAAUGUUCAACUACGCCAACUGGAGGAACACCUGUAACAACAUCUUCAUCGUCUUCGCUGCCGUCUUCAUCAUCACCCGUUUGGUCAUCCUGCCCUUCUGGAUCAUGCACUGCACUGUGGUUUACCCCCUGGAGCUCUACCCAGCCUUCUUUGGCUACUACUUCUUCAAUGCCAUGAUGGGGGUGCUGCAGCUGCUGCACAUCUUCUGGGCCUUCCUCAUCAUCCGCAUGGCACACAAGUUCAUAACUGGAAAGGUAAGGGGGGUGGGGGGGGUCACAGCCCAGGUCCUGGGGGGGUCUCACAGCCCCCAUCCUGGAAGAGUUGCAGUCCUGGUUCUGGGGGUCUCACAGCCCAAAUCUUGGGAGUGUUUAUAGGCCUGGUUGUGAGGU
Messenger RNA from Phasianus colchicus (ring-necked pheasant), 1540 nucleotides. NCBI's taxonomy places the organism in Eukaryota, Metazoa, Chordata, Aves, Galliformes, Phasianidae. The record is from RefSeq and is a predicted model, not a curated record.